Meriones unguiculatus (Mongolian gerbil) is the source of this 2810-nucleotide messenger RNA. RefSeq names its product chromosome 6 C8orf34 homolog (gene C6H8orf34). NCBI's taxonomy places the organism in Eukaryota, Metazoa, Chordata, Mammalia, Rodentia, Muridae. The coding region runs from base 18 to 752 and encodes 244 amino acids. The transcript is spliced from 6 exons. The record is from RefSeq and is a predicted model, not a curated record.
GACCCAUCUGUUUCUCCAUGGCGUCUCGUCAACAAACCCGAAUCCAGGCUUACCUGGAGAAAAACAAGAUCGGUCCUCUGUUUGAGGAAUUAAUGACCAAGUUAAUAACCGAGACGCCAGACCAUCCGAUCCCAUUUCUCAUUGAUCAUCUUCAGUCUAAACAAGGAAAUCGAGGACAACUGCAAAGGACUUUGUCUGGGUCAGCAGCUCUCUGGGCGGAAAGCGAAACAUCAGAACCCAAAGGAACAAGAAGAGAUUUUAGAAGCUAUGAUAAACCUUGGCAGGUGAAUGCAAAGAAGCCCAAAAAAUCAAAAAGUGACCUUGCUGUGUCUAAUAUUUCUCCACCAUCACCAGACUCCAAAUCAUGUAUUGCGAUUUCGGAUGAACUUGAUAAGGAAACAGUGGCUUUCAAUUCUUCUCUUCUGAGACCUCGUGUGAUUGGGGAGUGGAUUGGCAGAGCAGAAAACGAUGCUGAUCCCCUUGCGGCUGAAAUGCUGCAGCCCCCUGUUCCUCGGAGUAAGAAUGACUCCUGGGAAAGUGAAGACAGCUGCUCUAGCCCAGCAGGAAGCUUAAAGAUGGAGCCCAAGACUAAAGGGUUAAAGCAGCAGCAGCAGCGGCACAAGAAACUUCUGGCUGCGAUGCUUUCCCAGGAUUCCUUCGAGUCCAUCCACAGCCCCACACCAUCUGUAACGGAAGAAGACAUUGAUAAUGAAGAUGAUGCAGUGGAGUUGCUGGGUAAUUUUAAUAAUUAAUAAUUUCUCUUUCUUGUCUUUUUUUCUCACAUUGUAAAAAAAAAAAAAAGUGUCCAGGAAUGGAGGGAUUUUAAACGUUUUGAAUAGUUUCCUCUAAGGCAAAGGGAACUCUUUAAACUGCGCUUUCUUUUCAUUAGAGCUCUCUGAAGUUGCAUGUAAGAACUGAGCCAGACCCACGGAAAGCAUGUGAAGUACUCCCUACACUGUACCGUAGGCUUUGUGUAUGCAGCACUCUGUAUGCUGACUUUAUCAAGCUUUACUCUGUGUGCAACUGUACAAAAAGAAAAGAAAAGAAAAUCUGUCUGUUCUAUUUUCCUGAUUACACCUAUUGUCUAUAAAAUACACCCUCUUCCUGAGAAGUCCCUGUGAUCAAGGUUGCUUUAGAAAAAUAGAGUUGAAAGAUGGUGACAGUAAAUUAAUGUUUGAUGACUUUCAUAAAUGAUAGGAAGCUUUGCAGAGAUUUCAGUCUACAGAGACUCAUUACCUUCACAUAAUUUCAUCAAUAUUGUAGAUAUAGUUUUUUCUAUUUUUUAUUUUUAGUGAUUCAAGUAUAUCGUACUAUUUCAAUAGAAAUAUCUUAAUAUAGACUGUUAAUUGAAACUCACUUUGAAAAAACUUUUUUUUAGGGGACAGUAUUUCUCUGUACAGUCCUGGCGUCCUGGAACUCACUCUGUAGACCAGGCUGACCUCAAACAGAGGUUUCCCUGCCUCUACCUCUCAAGUGCUGGGAUUAAAAGUGUGUACCAGUAUGCCUGGCUGGAAAAUUGUUUUUUCAAAAGUACAUAAAUUUUUUUUUUGCAAGUAACCCACAUGAAAAAUGGUACAUUUUUAACUGAGUAGUACUAAAUAUUCUAUUAUAGAGAAUUAAAACAAUUUGUGUAUGCUUUUAUGACCACAUUCCAUUAUAUUUAAACUGAAAUAAAGAAGAAACAAUGUAAUUACAUGUAGAAUAUGGAUGCGCAGAAAAAGUAUUUUAUUUAAAAUUCUAGACCAGAUUUCUUGGAAUUAAGUGUUGAGGCCAGUGAAUUGGUUUCUAUAAUAAAUGAUAGGUCUCUAGGCAUCCAGCUAUAAUGCUGUUAUUCAGUCAAUGAUGGCAGGGUUGAAGAUGUUUUCUAAUGGUCUAAUAGCUACCUUGAGUCUAGAAAUAAGGAGACUAGGUUAUGACACUUUUCAUUAGAUACUUUUGGCCCUUGUUUUCCUUUAAGCAAUUAAGUCUUGCUUCCCUAGGUCCAAAUCGUUAAAGUGGCAGCACUUCUGGAUGUUGCCAUGGUACUUUCAUCCAUCCUCACGCACUACAAAGGACUUUGACCCAACGUCAUAAAAUAAAAUCAUUUCUGUUUGCAGGAAUUUUGCAGUCAGGUUAGAAAUGUAAGCUCACCACAUCCAUCAUCUUCUUCGCCUAUGUUAUAACAGUUGUACAUACUCCUAGCGCACAAGUGAGGGCAGAGGUCGCGGCAGGCUUGUUUGGAGAAGCUGGUUCCUCUGCUCAGUCCUGCAGGAUGAGGGGUUGGAAACUUGGGAGGUGGACUGUGUCCAGACUCCUGGGAGCUUGUUUGCAUGGAUAUGGGGUCUUUUUAUCACUGUGCCUAUUGCUCCCCUGCUGGUCAGUGAUAGAGAAAAGUGAUGAGCCAGGGACUCUUAGGAGAUUCACACAUCCACUUCAUGCUGACCUGCACUGCUCAGAAGUUUCUAGCUUUCUAAGCCGAAGACCGGAGGGUUGGGUCACGGAGGAGUCUCGUGAUGAGCCGUUAACAACUGGUUCUCGUCCAUUUUUCUUCUCCUCUUAGAUAUUUAGCCUGCACUUUGAGCAGGUUUAAUGAAAACGAAUGCUAAAGAACAGUGGACGUUUUAGGCUUUGUCUGUGUGAUCCCACAUAUGUCAGCCUUGGUGGCUGAAAGUGAGGCUACCCUCUAACUGAUGAGCAUUCCCUGUGAGAGCAUGCCACGUUCAAGCACACAGUAGUAUCCUUAAAUAACUCCACGUGCAUUUUCUGUGGUUUUGGAAAGGACUGUAGAGAAGUAUGUGAUUGCGUCUAUCUGUUAAUGCCUUGAGAUCUUG